UGAGACAGAGCGGGACAGACUGCCACUUAACAACGGGAUAGAAAGAGACGGAAGCAAAGCAUACUGCGAGCGCAUACACCGAUCCAGUUUGCGCCGGGCCGGACUGUCGGCAUACCGUGUCCGUAACCUCUCAACUGCCAGUGAUGUGAUCAAAACUGUUUUUGAAUCGUUUCAAAGCGAUAUAAUCGAUAAACAAAGAAUUAAACUAUGUGGUGGAAGUGUUUGUGAGCCGUUUGUCGAGGAUUCCUGCGCAGGAGUGGCGUGGAAACGGAACAUCAAAAUGGCCGCUGCGCUGUAUGUCCCUCUGCUGCUGGCCCUCAUCUCCACAACGCUGGCUGAAAUCGAGAUGGAGUUCACAAAAUGGCCGGAAUCCGUGACCGCGCCCGUCGGCGACAAAGUCACCUUCGAGUGCAAGGUGCGGGUGCCAGCAGAACGCCUGGUGUGGCGCUGGAGGCACCUGGCCGAGGAGUCUCAGUGGCAGCCCGUUCAAGAGAACUACCAGAGCAAUGAGGUGUCCACGCGGCUCGUCGUGGAAAUGAGGAGGAAUACGAAGGACAAGUAUUAUCAGUGCGUAGUCUGGUACGGCGCAGUAGUCCUGGCCUCAGUGCCGGCCCGGCUCACCGUGGCCCAGCUGGACCUGACGAGGAGUGUCCCGGAGAAGCGGGUGAUCACGGCCCCGCUCCGGAGCCCCGUGGCGCUGCACUGCAAGCCGCCUGCGUCGGAGCCGCCGGCUGAGAUCAGCUGGUUUAAGGAGGUUGAGGGCACCAAGCAGCGCGUAGAAAGCACGCGAGGAGUCCUGAUCAUAGACAACGCGACGCCCGACAGCGGCGGCUCGUUCGGCUGCACCGCCACCAACGCGCUGCUGGGGCAGACCGUGGACCUGCCCGAGCGAGUCGUGCUGAGGGUGCAGCAUGAGGGCCGCAGCGAGCCUAGGUUCCUUGAAACAGAAGAUUACGUAGGAACAGUGAACCGAGACGGAGUCUUGACCGCUCCGGUCAGACCAAACGAAGACCUCUUCCUGGUCUGUGGAGUGGUGGGCACGGGGGUCAAAGUAUAUUGGUCCAGGGACAACAGACCUCUGCCAAGCAAGGCGAAGGUCUCCAAUGAUGGAACUCAGUUGACGGUCGGCUCGUUCAAGCAUGAUGAUGCGGGCAUCUACACCUGUUCAUCAGGCAGCCUCCGCCGCUCGUGGAAGGUGACAGCCCUGUCUCCAGCCCGCUGGCAGGGGUCCAUGGACAAUGUGAACGCGACUGAAGGCAAUGGAGCCAGGGUCUCGUGCGGCACCCCUCAGGGCAACCCCAGACCUAACGUCUUCUGGCUGCUUAACGGAGAACCGGUGAACCAUGAUAAGAGGAUAAGGACCACUGGUUCAGAGCUCUACAUAGAGCAGGUAGAGAAGCGUCACGCGAGCAUCGUGCAGUGCUUCGCGUGCAACGAGCUCGGCUGCGCGUACGACGCCGCGCUGCUGCAGGUCUUCCCCAUGCAGAUCUCUGACCAGGAAUAUUCCGUGGACAUGGGAAAAAAGAUUCACCACAUGUCAAGACCUCCGAAACGCCACGGGAAAACCUCCAGAAAGCAUUCAAGCAAACCGGUGCUGGAGCCUCCCUCGCGGCCAAACGUCACACGAAUGUCCGAUGAGAGCGUCAUGAUCACCUGGUCCAAUGGGACUAAGGGACUGCAGAUUGUGUUCUUUAAGGUGCAAUACAUCGACGCGACGAACAAGAGCAACACGUCGCAGUGGAACACGUGCAACUCGGACAUCCCGCCGCACGUGCACUCCUACGAGAUCACCGGACUCACGCCUGACCGAUAUUACAAGUUCCGUAUCUCGGCGGUGUACUCCAACCAGGACAACAAGCAGGGCCGCAGCACGGGCCGCUUCCACCUGCAGCGCGGGCAGUACCGCGGCCCCCGACCCCCCGCGCUGACCAACGCCACUGCACUGUCGCCUAGCAGCAUUGUUGUUAAUUGGACUUAUUCGAUCGGCAACAGUGUGCCAGCCGACGGUUUCUACAUCCACUACCGGGACAUCUCGUCGGCCGGAGAAUACGUCAAGAUGGCCGCCGCGGGGGACGCACGGUCCGCCAUCUUGUCUCACCUCAGCGCUGACACGGGCUAUGAGGUCAAAGUGCAGUCGUAUACUGUACAGGCGCCGUCAGAGUUCACUAGUAUAUUGAAAUGCAAGACCCUCCGCUCGGCCAGCCAGCCCCCGCGGCCCCCGCCCCCGGCCGUGCGCUCGCCGGCGGGGGCGGGGGCCGCGUCCCCCAGCGCGCUGGUCACGGCGGGGGCCGCGGGGGCCGCCCUGCUUGUCAUACUGCUCACUGCCGUACUGCUGUGUCGGCGGGCCAAGCGACCUGCUAGAGAUAAGGAAAAGGUAUCCGUGCCUGAAGGAGGCAGCACUAACGGGUACAUUCCAGCUAAAGUGCCCAUCACCAUCACUUCCAACCCUAUGCACGGGGAGGGCGGGGAAAGUGGUGUAGAAAUGUCUUUUAUGCACAAUAACAAUACAGGCAGUGAAGAUAGCACGCUUUCGCACUCACGGAAAAACGGCACAUCACCGCGAUACGUGUAAGCGAUUCCAGCCCGUAAUACAAAGGAUUAAGAAGCUAAGUUGAAGGCAUUUGUGAUUGAGAUUGUUGUUAUAUGACUGUAAUAGUACAGCGUAAGAUAUUUUUUCUGUACAGUAAUGCUUUAUGCGUUGGUGGCGAAGUUAAGAAGGGUUGUUGGAAGUUGGAAGUAUCCUGAAUCUUUUGAUGUAAUCUCUAAAUAACCACCUGGUAAUGCCUACUUACUUUAUAGCAGUUAACAAUUUAGUAAUGAGUACAAAACGACCAAUUGAGUAUUAUGUGUUUCGAAAUAGGAAUACCUACUUAUCACAAAUUUUUAAAUGGAUGCACUGGAAUGGCAACUUAUGACAAUACAUAUUAAAAAUAUGAACGAACCUUAAAGAUAAGCUUCCAGCUUUCGGCAUCGUACGUAUCUCAUUCAGUAUUCAUUGGAUAGAAAUUCACACAAGUGCGUCCACUUCAUCGGCAUUGCCGAAGCCACACCGUUUCUGCAUCCAUUUAUGACAAUCCGUUUGGUCCGAUAUGUACGAUACCGAUAGUUGGGCGCUUACCUUAAAAUGUAAAUACGUGGAAAAUUAUUAUACCUAAGUAGGUUACAAAGCUCAUAAGAUUUUGGAAAUGCAUUUUUAGCAUAAGUGUAAUUUUUUACUUAGUUUAAGAGGCAAAAUGUGUCAUGUUAUCGAAUUUAUUUAUUAUUUUAUACAUUUUUUACAAUUAAGUAAGUAUAGACAAGACAAUUUUUAGCUACAUGAUAAAUAUUUAAUUGACUAUCCUACUUAAUUUUAUUGACAAUAUUAAAAUGGCGACGUACUUAACAUUUUCGAAAAGGAUUUAAACUAAAAAAAAUAUUUUAAACAUUAAAUUUAGUCAAAUAUUAAAAAAAUAAGAAACGAACGAAAUUAGAUAUAUAUCUACAUCAUAUAUCUUAAAAAGACUGACCACUCAAAUUAUUCUCAAUGCGAGAAAGAACUUUUCGGGCACCACAUUUUUUUAUUUGGAAACCAUUUUUUAUUUUGAAAUGGUUUGAAUCUCAUAUUUAGAUUAUUUAAUUAAUAAAUACUUAAUUUAAUUAUGACUGCAGUUUAAACAGGCAUGCUGACGAUAAAAUAUAUAAACAGUGGGUUAGUGCCAACAGUUCAAUUAAAACUGCCAAAUCCAUAAAAAUAAAUAUAAAAUAUAUUUUACCGAAAUCAGUGAAAUAUGAACUAAUGAAAUAGUUACAUUAUGGUUGUGAUAAAUAAUUUUCGGCAUUUAUAAACUUUUCGUUAUUUUUUUAUUUUUCUAUUGUGUUGCUUUAUUUUAUAAUCAUAUCUUGAGUGAUUUUGAUCACGUAUUAUGUAAAAGAUUUGCUGUAUUUAUCAACACAGAACCUACAGUCCUACACCUGCUUAAAUUAUCAAUAAGGAAUUAAAGUUUAUUGUACAGUCUGGCGCAAGGAAACCUGACGUCUCUCAGAGUGAAAAUGUUUUUUGAUAGAGGUUUUUUUUGCUUCAGACUCCAUAUAUACAUUUUAUUACAUUACUAAUUUAUAAUAAUAAAUACCUAAUAGCUAUCUCACAGCUUACGCUUAAAAUACUAUCUAAGACUGACAUUGAAAUUUUAAAUAAGUAUGUAAGUACUGUUAUCUGAUUGUUUCAGAUUUAUAAUACUUUUUCAGUCUCCACACGCUUCACUGAUUGAUUAAGUCACAUACAAAAUAAACGUUUGUUUAAAACAUAACAAAAAUGACGUAGUAAUAUGUAGCUCGAAAUGUAAAUUUUUUUCAACAUGAAGAAAGAGAGUAUGUUUUUGAAAAUCAUUGAAUCAUAAAGCGGUUAAUCAUAAUCUCUACAUUUUGAAUGUGCCAGCUUAUUACCUACUUUUAUUUAGGUUUGGUUUUCAAUGUUAAGAGUAGGUCCCUUAAUGUGUUGUUUAAAAUUAUCUGAUUGAUUUAAGAUAUUUUGUAAAAACUAAUAAGAUGUUCUAAAGAAUUUAUAGAAAUACAUUAAUGAUAAAAUGAG
Molecule: messenger RNA, 4567 nt
Organism: Plutella xylostella (diamondback moth)
Lineage: Eukaryota; Metazoa; Arthropoda; Insecta; Lepidoptera; Plutellidae
Gene: boi
Product: brother of ihog
Biological process (GO): cell-cell adhesion; nervous system development
Molecular function (GO): protein binding
Source: RefSeq, a predicted model, not a curated record